AUGAUUGUGAGAGAGUGGCUAGAAGAGCAGCAUCAUGAGCGGUUGCUCAUCGUCGAUGAUGCUGACGAAGCCUCAUUGUUUACUUCCGAGGGCAAUAUCAAACGGGGCAAGCUGGGAACAGCAAGGCAAGCACAUAAGCAUCUUUCAACCUUGGGUUACCUCCCAGAUUGCUCCCAUGGCUCAAUCGCCAUCACAACUCGAGAUCGUGGGACAGGGGUUAAAUUCACCAAAAGUUGUGCGCAUAAUCUUAUUGAGGUUGUCCCUAUGACGAAAGCGGAGUCAGCAUACCUUACCAAAUCUUCUGCGACUGCGAAGUGUCCUGAGGACUCAGAAGUAGACAAACUUGCUAAAUUACUCGAGCAUCUGCCGCUUGCGAUAGUACAAGCUAUGCCUUUCAUACAGGAAAUUUCACUAAUGGUGGGUGAAUAUAUCGAGUUAUACAAUGACAGCGACGAAACUCGGAGGGAUUUACUCUGCGAGCCAUUUGAAACUAUAAUCAAGGACGGCUUUGAGAAGAAAGCCGUUCAGGCCAUGGAUAUCCUUGCAAGGGCGUUUCCUGAUACCAAUGGUGAGAAUCGGAGUAUGUGCGGAGCUUAUUUGCCCCAUGCCCAGUCAGCUCUCAGGUAUAUUCCAGAACUGCAUGAAGAGGGCUUGAAGAAGAGAAGGCUAUAUCUUCAAGAGGGAAUAUCUUACUAUCUGUGGUCACAGGGCCGCUGUAAUGAGACCGAGCAACUAGAUCUUCUGAUAUUGGAGGAGAAGAAGCAGUGCUUUGGUAGGGACCAUCCAGAGACUUUGGAGAGCAUGGCCAGUCUGGCAUCGACAUAUCAGGUCCAGGGACGAUGGUCAGAGGCAGAAGCAUUGGAUAUGUAUAUUGUCGAGACAAGGAAAAUGCUGCUAGCACCACGCCACAGUGUUACUUUGAUUAGUAUGGCAAACCUAGCCUCGGUCUAUGAGUACCUUGGCCGACUCCAAGAGGCAGAGACUCUGAGAAUGGAAGUUCUAGAGGAGAAAGUCAAUUUUCGGUGA
This is a messenger RNA of Aspergillus pseudotamarii, 1026 nucleotides long. RefSeq lists its product as uncharacterized. Bases 1 to 1026 code for a protein of 341 amino acids. The record is from RefSeq and is a predicted model, not a curated record. The transcript has 2 exons. Gene Ontology annotation, molecular function: protein binding. NCBI's taxonomy places the organism in Eukaryota, Fungi, Ascomycota, Eurotiomycetes, Eurotiales, Aspergillaceae.